Messenger RNA from Salvia miltiorrhiza (redroot sage), 1233 nucleotides. Its product is annotated as protein SQS1. Bases 109 to 1035 code for a protein of 308 amino acids. Gene Ontology annotation, molecular function: protein binding. The record is from RefSeq and is a predicted model, not a curated record. NCBI's taxonomy places the organism in Eukaryota, Viridiplantae, Streptophyta, Magnoliopsida, Lamiales, Lamiaceae. The transcript has 2 exons.
AAAGCAUAAUUUUAUUUGAAAAGACAUUCCUGCCCUCAAUGUAAACUUUUUGUCGCUGAACGGAUUCAUCAAGAAAUCAGAAUCUCAGCGCUUUUUCUUCAGGCUUCAAUGGAAGUCGUAACCGAAAACGAAGCCCCGACCCGAAUCCGACCGGGUCAAAGCAACGAAAUCGGGCGGGUACGCGGCCUCGAUUCCUCGGACAAGACAAUCUCUCGGCGCCACCUAUCGCUCUCUGUCGCCGGAGCCAUGAACGACGAAGAAACCCGCCUGCAAUUCGAAGUCCUCGGAAGAAAUCCGAUCUACGUACACAGAGAUAACGAACUCAAGAUUUUCCGGAGGUUCGAAAAGGGCGAGAUGAGAAAUGGCGACAUGCUCUGCGUUUCCGGAAAGAAUCCCGUUUGGUACUCGGUGAGAAGAAUUGAAGAUGGCGAGGAAGGUGUUCGACGAAAUGUCGCAGAGAGCGAAUUGGCUGGGGAAAUGGAGAGUGAUUUUGGGUUUAAGGGAGUUGACGAUUUGGACCAAGUGGGUUUCGAUAUUUCGUGUCUGGAUCCUGUAAAAGAAUUUGGUUUUGUGGUUGAAGGGCACGAGUUUGACACCUAUCCCAAGAAAAUGAUGCGUGAUAUGAAGAAUUGGGAUUGGUUUCUUGAGGAAGAAGGGGGAAAUGGAGAAGAUGAUGAGGGGAAGAAAGUGAAGGGAAAGAGGAAGAGAGGAGGAGAGAAUGAUGAUGAUGAUGAUGAGUGGAGUGGGGAAAGUGAAGAUGAGAGGGUGUUGAUUGACAAAUCAAAAAAGGUGGCAAGGGCAAAAUACGUGACAAGGUCCAAGGAUCAUGGCAAGCCGAGUAAGAUGAGCUCAAGAAGAACGGAGAAUAGGGUUGUUGACGAUGAAGAUGAGGACGAUGAGGAUGAGGAUGAAGAUGAAGAUGACGAGACAUUAGGGGGCUUCGUCGCGGAUGAUGAAAAUUUGGAGGAGGAGGAAGAAGGUAAGUUGGAGGAGGAAGAAGAUUUUGAAGAUGAUGAUGAGGAUGAAGAUGAAUGACACGAUCAUAUAUGAUAAUACAAGGAUUUUGAGCUCUUAGGAGUUGAAUAUCUAUUAGUUGCUUUCUAGGUGGAUUGAACAUAUUGUAGUGCGAGCUUUAACUUGUUUAUACGUUGUGAACAUCGUGUUGUACAUUUUUGUUAUAAGUUUGACCUUAUAGAGCUAGAGAUAUGUAUGUUGCAUAUGAUUUAGACAUUA